Messenger RNA from Oncorhynchus tshawytscha (Chinook salmon), 630 nucleotides. It is a transcript of the gene fkbp14, whose product is annotated as FKBP prolyl isomerase 14. The transcript is spliced from 6 exons. Gene Ontology annotation, molecular function: peptidyl-prolyl cis-trans isomerase activity. The record is from RefSeq and is a predicted model, not a curated record. NCBI's taxonomy places the organism in Eukaryota, Metazoa, Chordata, Actinopteri, Salmoniformes, Salmonidae.
AUGAAUGGGGUUCCAUGUGAUCGCAAACCACUGAAAUGUAACUUUUAUAUUUUUGCAAAUUUUUUUCGUGCUUUUUAUAUAUAUAUGAAUGGUGCUAAACUACCCGAACCAGUGGUGAAAAUUGAGGUUUUGCAUAAACCCUUUGUCUGCUUUCAGAAGUCGAAAUAUGGAGACAUACUUCUUGUGCACUUUGAGGGAUUUCUGGAGAGCAAUGGCACCAUGUUUCAUUCCAGCUGUAACCACAGGGACAAGCAGCCAGUGUGGUUCAUCCUGGGGAUCUGAGAGUUGAUCAAGGGUUGGGAUAAGGGGCUGAAGAACAUGUGUCCAGGAGGGAGGAGGGAGCUCAUUAUCCCCCCAGCUCUGGCCUAUGGCAAAGAGGGAAAAGGUAAAAAUCCCCCUGAGAGGACGUUGAUCUUUGACAUUGAGAUCAUGGAGAUUCGGAACGGUCCCAGGUCCCAUGAGUCGUUCCAGGAAAUGGAUCUAAACGAUGACUGGAGGCUCUCCAAACCAGAUGUAGCCCAGUAUUUGAACCCAGAGUUUGAAAGACAUGGCUACCCUGCUAAUGACACGCGUCAUGAGGCGAUGGUGCAGGACUUAUUCAUAUCUUCUAGAGUCUACCUACAAACAUAA